This is a messenger RNA of Malassezia vespertilionis, 4878 nucleotides long. RefSeq lists its product as uncharacterized. Gene Ontology annotation, cellular component: XPC complex; cytoplasm; nucleus. The transcript is spliced from 3 exons. Gene Ontology annotation, biological process: nucleotide-excision repair; mismatch repair; regulation of DNA-templated transcription. The record is from RefSeq and is a predicted model, not a curated record. Lineage: Eukaryota; Fungi; Basidiomycota; Malasseziomycetes; Malasseziales; Malasseziaceae. Gene Ontology annotation, molecular function: zinc ion binding; DNA-binding transcription factor activity, RNA polymerase II-specific; damaged DNA binding. The coding region runs from base 1 to 4878 and encodes 1625 amino acids.
AUGCACGGCCAUUCCGGCGGCCAGCACACGCCGCCCGACGCGGCCAGUGCACCUACAGGGAUGCACAGCGUACGCGAGCAUUUAAAGCGGACGUCUCCUGAUACUCCGUUGCCAAAGAAGCGCAUUAAAAAAGCGCAAAGCUGUGAUCCGUGCCGUAGGAGAAAGCUUAAAUGCGAUCGGGGCUACCCAUGCGGGGCGUGCCGUGAUCGAAAAGAGCAGCACCUGUGUGCAUGGGAGGAUGGCGUGGUCCCAAAGCACAUUGGGCGCGACGCCAGCGAUUCUCCUGCAGUUCUUAAACGGCUCGAGGCCAUGGAGACGCGGAUGGACAAACUGUUGGACAAGGUCGAGUCUUUUCAUCAGCGUCUUAGCGCGCCCCGCCCACUCACAAAUACGAGCAAUUCCGAGGCGCUUGACGUGGGCGGACUGUUUGGUCUUUCGUGGUCCCCCAUGUCCAGCGCGCGAAAGCGGCGAGCGUUGACGCACAUGCACACACACCUCCCCGACAAAGAGACGAUGCUGGACUUGCUGGACAUGUAUAUAAAAGAGAUUUACUGGAUGCAACAGAUUUUCUCGUACGCUUCGGUCCUGCAGUGCAUCGAGCGUACAGCUGGCUUGAGCGACCUGUGCGACGGUUCAAACUACCUGGACAAGCUCCGCGACGACGAAGUGGACCGCCUUAUUUACGAUGAAGCGCUUCUUUUUUGCACGUUCGGCAUUGCGCUUGUGUUUACACACGAUGUCAAGCUUGACCGCAUAGAUUUAGCGUAUCCAGCCGCGCCAUUGUACGGCCGCUACUUUGACCAGGCCGUGCUAGGCCUCUCGACAUUGAACGUGUUUGAGGAGCCAGAUAUGAGCUUUGUCAUUUGUGGAAUGCUACUUAGUGUAGGCAUGACGACCGCUCGUGCACCUAUCAUUGCUUCGGUGCUACUUACACAGGCGAUCCAAGUCGCGUACAUGCUCGAUUUGGACGUCGAACCCCCGCCAUGCAUGCCAGAAUUCGAGGCGCGCAUCCGUGUACAGCUCUUCUCGACGCUCACAGCGUUUGACUGGUUCCUCACCUCGACCACCAAACGCUACCCCUUGAUCCAAAAAAAACCCGAGCGGAUUCCGUCCGUGUUUGGGACCGAGGAGCAGCGCUCAAAAUACCAAAACAACUACCACCGGUCGAAGCUCGCGAUUGCCGAGCUGUACUGCAAGUCGUCGCCUUUGGUCAUGCCGGUGGACGUCUCGUACGAGUACACAUGCCAGUUGCAUUACGAGAUAUCCAAAGUGGAAGGCUACAACGAAGGCUUGUGGGACUAUACGGGCGAGUACGAGCACGAAGUCCCGAAGCGGACGCGCGACUUGCACCGAAUGAUGUCGAGCGGCGCGCUCAAUUUUCUCGUGAUCCGCGUCCAUCUUCCUUACUACAUGCGCGGCUGGGAAGACUCGACCUACCGACUUUCGCGCGACGCAUGCUUUUCCAGUGCCCGCAACCUUUUGCGCAUCUUCCGCGCCGCAUUCUCGUGGAAGUGCAAGUUCGAGGAUAUCCCAGGGCGUGCCUACAGCGGCCAACUGCCUGCACAGAUUUCCUUUGCGGGGCGUACAUGGUGGUUCUGCAGCUGGUGUACCGCCGGUGCACUCUUGCUCUUGAAGCAUCUCACCGUCAUGACCGAGUAUAACCAAUCCCCGAAUUGGGAUCCGGAGCGCGAGAGUAUCAUCCAGGAUCUGUGUAUUAUGAGCCGCUUGCUUCACUAUCUCUCGCCCGUCAAUGUGAUAGCACGCGAAGGAUACGACGCGAUGCAGCGCGUUGCAGGCCACUUGCUCGGCAAGAACUUUGGCGCGUCGGACCACUCGGGGAAUUGCGUCGCGCACUGGGCCGAGCGCAUUGUGCAGGAAAAGUCGAAAGCGAGUACCGAAGGAAAGGAUAUGCCGUGUUUUGCGACCGAGCCUUUGUGCCUCUUGUCCAGCAUGAUCAACAACACCAACAGUGUCGGUAAGAAUGGGUCGUAUCCAGCUGGCACGAAUUGCUCGUUUGACGUGAGCAAUAUGCGCAGCUCGAAUGACACAUCUACGGAAAAAGGGUGCGCCGCGGAGCGCAACGCUGGAUCGCGUUCCAGCUCGCCGAGUGUUUCGGCGUACAGUGCGCUGCCCAAGCAGACUGAGCUCGAUACGUUCUGGGCCAGGUUCGCACUUCCCAACUUGCCGCCCACCAUUGCCACGCCCAACGAGGUGCCUAUUGUGGGGUUCUCGUACGGGGAUACCAUGCUCGGCACUCGCACGAUCCCACUCCCCGACCCCAGCUCUUUUGCGCCGCCGUCCAUGGACAACGGCAUGUUUGACACAUCAAUGCUACUGCCAUCAAAAGACCGCAUAUCAUCAACACAGUUCGAUUUUACUUCGAACUCGUACGAUUCAUAUACUGAUGAUUUUAUCAAGACUUUCGAGUCGCUCACGCAAGAUUCUAUACCGAUCGACGCAAGCGAGCUCGAUGCGGACGAUUUUGAUGACGUCCCGCUGGAAACUAGCGAAGCGCCCGAUGCGCUGGACGACGUCGAGGUCGACGCACACCCAUAUGCAAUGUACUAUACAAAUGCGGCAGAGCCAGAGAGCGUGCAGGACUCGGGCAUGCAGAUCGUCCUGGAGCAGGAACAGGCGCCGAACACGCCGAAAAAGCGUGGCGUGCAGUGGACAUCGCAGGACCGGAAAAACCGCGUCCUGGUCCACCAAAUCUCUGUGCUCAGUCUGCUGGCCGCUGCGCGGAUGCGAAACCAAUGGUGCAAUGAUAUAGAGCUGCGUGAUACACUGCAGGAUAUGGUGCCCGAGCAUCUUGUACAGAAACUGUUCGCCAUCCACCCUCGCCGCGAGCCAGAACGGCGCGAGCGCGUGCGUAUGUUUGAAGGGUUUGUGCACGACCUUGUGCAGUGGUGGGCAAGUCGGUUUCGGCUCACCGACGUCAGUGCUGCGGCAUGGCGGCAGCCGAGUCAGGAACUGCUGUGUGGCAAACACCUGCCGCCCGAGACAUGGGUAGAUGGCUGGAUCACCGAGUCGCCUGCGGCACGCAUGAAACGGCAACGACAGGUGCGAAAAAGCAAGUCGCGCGGCGCAAUGGAAAUAGCCAUCUUUCCGCCCGGCGCUGCGGCUGCGACGCCGACGUACUUGCGCCUCUUGCCCCCUCCAGACGCACACUCGCUCCAACGCACCGUUGCGGCGGCCAAGAAAAUGGCUGGCUGUCGCGAGACGAGCGCGAUACUCUUCUGUGCCAUGUGCCGAGCACUGGGCGUCCCUGCGCGCCUUGUCGUCUCUCUUCAGCCUCCGCCCGCCUCGAUUGGCGCCGCAAAAUCACAAGGCACACGGAAGCCUGCGCUGGCGCAACGGUCCGAAGAGGUUACGACCAGCGACGAGGACGAUUUCGAACCUUUGGUGCGCCUCCGCGGCUCCCGUGCCCUCGAGCUGGAACGCGCACAGGGCGCGAAACCUUACUAUAUCGAGCCCGUCGAUACACGCACGCCGCCCACCGUCUGGGUAGAACUCUUUAGCAAGCCGUACCAGCACUGGAUCACAGUCGAUCCCGUCCGCGCCCUUGUGCGCCCCACUGGAAACAAGCACAUGGAGCCGCUUGCGACGAAUCGGCAGAACAAGCUUAUGUACGUGGUCGGAUUCGAAGAGGAUGGGUACGCGCGCGAUGUCACUGCGCGAUACACACGCGUCCUAAAUUCCAAAGUCGUCCAGCAGCGUCCCGAGGCGCCGGGACGCACGAAAGGACACGGAGUACAGGAAUGGUGGCCGAGUGUUGUGCGUGCAUUGCACCGGCCGCAGAAACUGGACCGUGACGCGGCGGAGGACGCGGAGCUGCAGGAUAAUGCAGCGCGCGAGCCGAUGCCAUCCAGUGUGGGCAGUUUCAAGAACCAUCCUGUGUACAUACUCGAUAAAUUUCUCCGUCGCGACCAAGUGAUUCACCCGCCGAACCGAGUGGGAACAUUCCAGGGCAUGCCCGUGUAUUUGCGUGCGAAUCUCGUGCACUUGCAAUCUGCGCGCCAAUGGUACAAUGAAGGGCGGACUAUUAAGGAAGGCGAGCACGCUUUAAAGUGGGUAAAAACGCGCGGCUACACACUGUACAACAAGCGUGUGGAAGAGCAGGCUAUGACAGAGCAUGGCCAAGUGCCCACGGAAGGACUAUAUGCAUACACACAAACGACGCUGUAUACCCCGCCGCCCGUGCAAGACGGCAAGGUGCCAAAGAAUGCGUUUGGAAACGUGGACUUGUACGUGCCUUCGAUGCUGCCGGCUGGUGGUGUGCAUAUUGCACACACAGCUGCGGCAAAGGUGUGCCGUUCACUCGGCGUCGCGUAUGCGGACGCGGUCGUUGGAUUCGAGUUCCGCAAGUUUCGUAGUAUACCCCGGAUGCUUGGCGUUGUGGUGCCGUCGGAGCAUGCUGCCAGCGUGUGGAAAGCAAUUGGGCACGCUGCGGAACAGGAAAAGCGUGCCGAGCUGCAAAAGCGGCAGGCGCGCGCGCUCAAGGGAUGGAAACACUUGCUUACCGCAUUGACAGUAGCGCGGCAUAUUGAGGAGCAGUACCGAGCGCCGCAGCAAGCGGCGCCGUCGGAAAAAAAGCGUGUGCUGAACGAGGCACAGGCAGAACGACAGCUGCGCGACGACGUUCCAGCGCUCAAGCCAAUGUGCGCCAGCCCUUUAGUGCCGCCGCCAAGCCCGCCGCCAAGCCCGCCGCGCGAAAAGUCAAUUGUCUCGCUGGACGAGCUCAUGGCCAAAGAGGAUGCACGGCCAAGUAAACGACGGAUCGUGGUGCGUCGGAGCACGCCCGAGGUACGUCCUGCGCGCAAAAGCACACGGCGCGCAGCAGCAAAUGCGCGCGGAAAUAUACGCUACAUGGACGACUAG